AUGUCUAUAAAGGUUUUUGUUUCUUCUGCUCCUGGCAGCCUUCUGGUUAAGAAAAACCAGUCGAUGCUGUCAAGUAUUCUGACGGCGAGAAGGAUAGACUUCGAGCAAAUUGAUCUUACCGACCCGAAGAAUGUGGAGAAAAAGCAAGCCUUAAUUGAUGAACUUAAAGGGAAAUCGCUCUCAUUCGUUCCACCAGUAAUUUACUAUGAAGAUGAGUAUCUUGGGAAUUACGAUGAUUUUUUUGAGUCUCUGGAGAUGGAACGCGUUGAUUCCUUUCUUCGCCUCCCAGGGGCGAAAUCGAAAACGUUCGGUGACAUCGUUUCUCAAACAGAGGCAGGGUUGACCGAGCAGGCGCUCAAAGUGGGUGGUGCUGUCAAGAAAAAAAAGCAGAAGAAAGAGGGGGCUGGAAAGGAAGCUGAUGAAAGAGAGUCCGAAGAUUUGUCUGAAGAAUCGGAAAGUGGAGAUGAAAAGAACGAGGAAGAGGAAUCUGAGAAUAAUAAUGAAGGGGCUUCUGGUAGUAAAUCAAAGAAAAGAGAAAUAGAGGAGGAUGCUAUUGAAGCUAAAAGUGAAAAGUUAGAUGAAUCAGCUCCUAAGGCGGAGUCGAGGCUUACCUCAUCUUUGGAAGAGGAGGGGGAUGAAUCCGAGGAAGAGAAAUCUGGAAAAGAAACAUCUACUAAGGCAGUGGAGGAGGCCGAGGAAAAAGCUACGAAGUCAAAGAACGAAUUAGCAUCAGAGACUUCGUCUGAAGAGGAGUCAUCUGAAGAAGAAGAAGAAGAGGAAAGCAAAGGAGAAAUAGAAAUGAAGCAAGCGCCUGAGAAGGAGGAGGAGUCCGAGAAAGCUGCAGAGUCGUCGUCAGAGACCUCGGAGGAAAGUGAGACUGCAGAGGAAGAAGCACCCAUCCCUAAGACUGUCGCUGAGUCGAAAGUAGUGAAGAAAGAGGAGGAAUCGAGCUUGACAGAAAGUGAGUCCGAGUCCGAGGAGGAAGAUGAUGAGAAAAACACAAAGUCAGAAAAGAAACCAACGAUCGAGGCCAAAAAGAUAGAGUUAAAAAAGGAAACGUCCGAAAGUAGUUCUGAGGAGGAAACGAGUAGCAGCGAGGAGGAGUCGGAUUAG
Echinococcus granulosus is the source of this 1113-nucleotide messenger RNA. Its product is annotated as SH3 domain-binding glutamic acid-rich protein. Gene Ontology annotation, cellular component: cytoplasm. The transcript has 6 exons. Bases 1 to 1113 code for a protein of 370 amino acids. The record is from RefSeq and is a predicted model, not a curated record. Lineage: Eukaryota; Metazoa; Platyhelminthes; Cestoda; Cyclophyllidea; Taeniidae.